CAAGGUUAUUGGUAAACCUGGUUCCAUUAAAUUCAACAAAUGACAUAUUAGUUGAAGGUGAUUAUGCUGAUGAUGACAAAGAUACUCAUAUGACUAGAGAAGAAAAUUAUGUAAACAAUCUAGAAAUUGACAAAAAAGAGCAACAUGCUACCAGAACUAUAGAAGAACUCACAUUAGAGAUUUUAGAAA
This is a messenger RNA of Cetraspora pellucida, 189 nucleotides long. The record is from the annotation of a GenBank genome assembly. Lineage: Eukaryota; Fungi; Glomeromycota; Glomeromycetes; Diversisporales; Gigasporaceae.